This is a messenger RNA of Wasmannia auropunctata (little fire ant), 8734 nucleotides long. It is a transcript of the gene Patronin, whose product is annotated as patronin. The record is from RefSeq and is a predicted model, not a curated record. Bases 855 to 6041 code for a protein of 1728 amino acids. Gene Ontology annotation, cellular component: microtubule minus-end. The transcript is spliced from 27 exons. Gene Ontology annotation, biological process: cytoplasmic microtubule organization; negative regulation of microtubule depolymerization; neuron projection development. Gene Ontology annotation, molecular function: microtubule minus-end binding; calmodulin binding; spectrin binding. Lineage: Eukaryota; Metazoa; Arthropoda; Insecta; Hymenoptera; Formicidae.
AUCUCCGCGAGCCCGCGGCUCAUAGUGCAAGUCACGGAACGUCCGCUGCAAUUGGCGCUAUAAUUUCUCUAUGACGCUCCAGAGGGAUUGUAUGAAGACAAAACGACUCGACCGCUUCUCCCCCACGCGGGAAGGUGUCGGAAUUCCAUCGUCGUCGGCACGAUCGAAGACAGAUGUUGGACUCGCGCCACGGGAGGAUCGCGUUAUUGAGAAGAAGGGAGUGAUGCAGCUCUCGAUGCAGCUGCAGCCGUCGUGCAGUCGUUGCUGAACGUUGCUUCGCGUCCUGCGUCUUUUUAAUUAUCUACUCGAAGGAGGAGAAAAAGUCGAGAAGCGCGGAGUCGUCGACGCGAGACGAGUGAAUUAGUGAAUUAUUACGUUUUUAAUAAUGACUUCGCUCCGCAAAGUCGGCCGCCGAAAUUAAAUUCAUCCGCCGAGCUCCCCUCUCGGCCGCUUUCCCGGAAGCGGACGUCGCGCGUAUACCAAAGUUUCGCGCAAGAGGAGACGCCCGCCGACAACUUGCAUGGAUUGCAUUACGAAAGUCACGAGACAAUUCAGUCGGGAGAUAAUCUCGAGACGACGUGGAGAACGUGAUGAAUCGAAAUGACCUAAUUAGUGUAUCGUUUUUUUAUACGUGGCGUUUCCUUGUUGUGUCGGAUCAAAUCUUUCUGGUAUUUCCCCCCCGAUGAGGGAUAGAACGGAGAAUUUUUCAUCGGCAAAAAUCUGAGGAAUCUCGUGCGAUGCGUCGCAACUUUUCAAUUUGAAUCCCCCUGCGGAUUCGAUCUUAACGAGCGCAUACCGAGAGCGACGCGAGAAGGAGUUUAACGAGGCGCAGGAGGUGUCGAGAAAAGGCGAGGAUGGCGAGCGAGGUGAUGCUGGCGCCCACGCCGGCGCCCGCGGCGACGUCCAUACGCGAGAUGGACGACGUCAGGGAUAUGGUUAGAAGCGCGACCGUCACCACGAUUUACGCCAAACAACGUGCCUCCGUAAAAUGGCUCCUGUCGAAGGCAUACAACAAUCGAGUGCCAGAAAAACUCCGCGACCCUUAUUAUCGUGAUCAUGAGGAACAAGAGCAUUUGAAACCGCAGAUCGUACACGCGCUUUCCAAUGCGGAGCUCUACUGCCUCGCGCUGGCCAACAUAUACUCGGAUCCUAACUAUCACAACCAGAAUCACUACGGGAUCCUGCAAGCCCUGGCCAGGAAAGGCGUCUACGUCGCGGAGCAGAACAAUACUCAGCUCACCGAAACGAUCCUCAUUCAAAAUUCACCACUCAAGAUGUCCGCGCAUAUGGCUGUGAUAGAAGGCCUGAUGGUCUUGUACGCGAAGGAGGUGGUGACGGGGGACCGGGUGGCCUCGGCGAUACGACGGUUCGACCCCCAGGCCGAGGUGGAUGUACCGUCGGAUCACGAGAAGGGCCUCCUGCUCUGGAUCAAUCACGCGUCGCACGCGCUAAUCGCCAAGAUUCAGAGCGAGGAGGGUGGCGGCGACAAGACGCGGCUGCCCGAGUUACCCGCUGCCAAGGACUUUCAGUCCCUGUGCGACGGCGUCGGCCUGGCAGCCGUCGUCGCUUUCUACUGUCCCGGCGAACUCAACUGGAUGGAGAUCAGGGUGUCGAAGAGACCCUCGGUAGCGGACGCACUGCACAAUCUAUCCCUGGUGCACGCGUUCUGCAUCAAAUGCCUGCCGUACUCGAUUUUCCACAUGCAGCCCGAGGACGUCACGUAUAUGAGAGGAUCGAUGAAGCAGAAUCUAGUGGUCUUUCUGACUGAUAUGUACAACGUCCUGGAGAUUCAUCCGGCGAAAUGCGUUCGUUAUCCUGGUGAGGAGCGGGCGAUGCAAUACCUAGAUGCCUGCCCGCGCAAUAGUCAUGGCGUAGCUCAUAAGAGAAGUCUGCCACAGUCUAUAGCUCCGAUACCUGAUCUGAGAAGCAACCUCUCCAUAUCCGCGCCAGGUUUCACAGAGUGUCUCGAAGGGAUCGACGACUUCAUGGUCGCCUUGUCGCGUUAUCAGUCAUGUAUGUGCUUUACGAAGUCAACAUCAAGCAACACUGUGAAGAAGUCGCAAUCUUUGCAACAGACUGCCGAGAGUCACCCGUACGAUGACAGGCGCGCAGGUAGCGAAGAGAAUUUCGUAGUGCAUCGCGGCAAAGGCAUUCCCACGCUGAGCUCCGUAGUCGAUGAGAAGUCCGGCAGAACUGAAGCCGCUGGUCGGCCGAGCAAUUGGGAGGAACAGCGACGGAGCUCCUACGCCGGGCGUCGCUCCAGACGGAACAGCAUCACGGACGACUCCCAGUUAACCAUCGAGAACUUCGGCGGGUCUCAGGAUAAUUUACACAAUUUUGGUAGAAAUCCGGAUAAAGAGCUAAGCGCGCACACCGGCAAGCGAACCGCCGCCGAGCCGACGUUGCCCGCGCGAUCCAGCGUUCAGGAUGUGUACGGCAGCGGCGUGCAGCACAUAAUCGCGGACAACGGUUACGGCGGCGGCGAGGAGCCGCCGAGGCUGCGACGGCAGGCGUCCAACAGCAGCCUGGAUACCGUCGCUCUCCGGCAAAUCUUACAUUCCAGCGCAGAGAACGACAGCGGUGCGGACGGCGGUGGCGGUGGCGGUGGCGGUGGCGGUGGCGGUGGCGAUGGCCCCCCCACGAAGUUUGCCAGUUUCGCGAAUCUGAGUAGGCAGAGCUCGGAAAAAGGGAUCAAUUUCACGUAUACGGAACAGGACGACGCUAAAUUGAACAGGAAACACGGCCAGAGUAAUGGCAACGGGAACAGCGAGAAGAAAACGACGUUCGCCACUCUGCCAAACACAACCACGUGGCAGCAGCAGAGCAACCAGCAGUCGCAGCAGAUGGAACAACAUUCUAUCGAUGAGAACGGCGGUAAUACCGUAAUGGCCUCGCAGCUGAAUAAUAUACGACUGAAGCUCGAAGAGAAGCGACGGCACAUAGAGAACGAGAAGCGGAGGAUGGAAGUUGUUAUGUCGAAACAACGGCAAAAAGUGGGGAAGGCCGCCUUCCUGCAGGCGGUCACGAAGGGUAAGGUUAAAUCUCCCUCUUCGUCAACGUCCGGGGGGGAGAGCCCGGCCGAGACAGUCGGUCCCCCCACUCCUGUCACCUCCGGAUCUUCCGGGGCGACCCCGACGAGCGUUUCCGAGGCGUCCUCUGUACCCCAACAACCCCUUCAAGAAAAACCACAGAGACCCUUCUCGCUCAAGGAAAUUAGCGAGGAUGUGCGGGACGUCGAGCACAAGUGGUUGGAGCACGACGGUAACGCGCCAUUCAUCGAGACCAGACGCACUCCGGACAUCGAGAAUAUGGAUCCCGAGCAAUAUCGCCAAUCCAUAACGCAAAUGAACAGUAGCCUGAGCGAAAUUCAAGCGGACAUACAGCGUUUGGCGAACCAGCAGAAUCAGAUUCAGCAGCAGCACCUGAUGUCGCAGCAUCAGAAACAGAUGCAGCAACAGCUUCAGCAGCUGCAGAGUCUCAGUCAUCAGCACAUGCAAACUUACGGAAUGCCACCGAUGAAUCAGUUGGCGUCCAGACUGCAGGAUCCGCAGCAGUCGCAGUUCUACUUGCACGAUCAGCCGCAAGUGCAGAGGAGAAUGUGGGGCCAGCCGGCGCCCGCCCAGAGUCUGGCCAACGAAAUGGCCGCGGUGGGCUACCAGCAGUCUAUGGAUUCGCGGUUUAGCCCUCAACCUGCCACUUAUCAGCAGGACAUGCGCAUGUACGCGGAUCCAACGAGGACUUGGGCCGCGCCACCCCCGACGCAAAAGGGAUUCGUUUUGCACGACACUCAGGAACCAAGGUACCUCAACGGGGAUCAUAGUCUGUGUAAUAAUCAAAUGAGCCACCCCGGCCCGACCAGCGUCUUUCCAGCGACUUCGUCGCUUUUCAACCAAACACAAGCCACAACUGCUAGUCCACAACAUCGUAACACCGUUCAUCGAAUAAGUCAGUUAAUUAGCGAAAGUCCCGAACCGAAGAGGUCGAUUGUACAUCACAUCCCGAUCUCAUGUGAAAGUCCGACGGAGAAGAGGCAAGUCACAGCUUUGCAUACUCCAGUACCGGCUCCGCCUGUCGAUGACAUGAAGCCCCAAAAUAUAUCUUUUAUCGGCAACGACGACGAUAUCGCGCAAGGUAUUCGUAACUUGAACAUCACGUCGGGUAGUCGCACGUACAGAAUACCGUCGCCAACGAGACCCACGAUAUCGCAGAAUUCCUUCCAACCUCACCCGUCGUUGAGGGAGACGGCUUCGUCGCGUUCGGGCACUCCGGAUGUCACACCUCUUGAUUCCGCGGACGCGAACGAGAAAGGAUUCUACAUCUCCUUCGACAAUGACGCUCCCAAGAAACCGAAACCAACCCUCAGAGUGAAGAGGACGUCUCCUAAAAAGGAACGAAGCGUAUCGUCCUACAUCGAGCAGGAGGACUUCACGGUGCGCCCGGAAUCGCCUCCUACUAACGCGAUAGAGAGGCAGAAACAAUUGGAAGCUCAACGCGAAUUAGAGCGGGAAAGACUGCGACAAGCCGGCGAGAGGGAACAGCAGAGGCAAGAAAUGAGGGACAGGGAGCUCAAACGGGAAAUUGAGAGGGAACGACAGAGGGAGAAACAGCGAGACAGCAGUACAGACAGCCGACACGCUUCCGGAGUUGGUCUGGUGAUUGGGAAUCAACUCACGAAUCCCGAUCCGAAUUCUAUGGACGAGAUGGAGAAGAAGAAGGAGAAGAUAAUGCUGAUGUCGCUGCAGAGAAGGCAGAGGCAGGAGGAAAUGAAAGAGAGGAAGGAAGUCGAGUCCCAGGCACGUAGGGAACGAGAGAAAUUGAAGGCGGAGGAGAGAGCUCGCAAGAAAGAGGAGGAACGACAACGGCGAGCCGCGAUCUUGGAGCACCAUAAGGUGAAGAAGGCGAUAGAGGAAGCGGAGAGAGAGGGUAAGGUAAUUGACAAGGAGCUUCUGAAUGCAAUAAAUCCAGCAAAAUUACGUAACAAGACUGCAUCCGCACGACCGCGGCCCAAAACGAUUCACGGAGACGCUGGCGCGGUGUUGGAUUCCGGGGCUCUUACACCUAGUCGCGGGAAGAAGGGUUCUUCUUCCAACUUAAGUACAGCGUCGCUGACUUCUCCGACGAUGAGGCGAGACUACUACCGAGGCUCGCAGGAUAGUCUCACUGCUGCCCAUCUCGAUGACCGACGUUGUUCCGGCCCUCUUUAUCGGGGCGGCAGUCUCAGGGUAUCUUCCGUAGAUUCGCCCGACGACGGUAGGGGAUCCUCGCCUUGCCGCAGCGUGAAUCAGCUCGGUCGACGCGGCUCCUACAAGACCUCCAGAGAUGUGCAGGAGUCUCAGCAACAAGUUAGAGGCAGGCCUAAAUACCAGACUUACCAAAACUUUAAGGGGAGAAAGUCUAAUUCCCUGAUGAAUUUGUGCGAUUCAGACAGCGGCCUGGGCAGAUCGACGCCUCCGAGACGCGCCGCCAGUCCGGGUAUAGGCAGCAUGAGGCAUCUGACGUCACCCUCGGGCCCCGGCUCGCUGCCGCCCGCCCUGAUGACAUCGAAAAAGAGGAUCUACGACGACGGCAGCAGCGACAUCAGCAGCACGCCUAGUUCCAUGAUGGACUACAACGGCCCGAGACUGUACAAACUGCCGAUAGCCAAGUCGAAUCGCAAUAUAAUGCUGAACGCCGUGGAGUACUGCGUCUUCCCCGGCACGGUCAACAGGGAAGCCAAAUCGAGGGUAUUGGAGGAGAUCGGCCGGUCCGAGAGCAAACACUUUCUCAUCCUGUUUCGGGACGCCGGCUGCCAAUUCCGCGCUCUCUAUUCGUACUGUCCCGAGAGGGAGGAAGUAGCCAAGCUGUACGGUACUGGGCCCAAACAAGUCAUCGAUAAUAUGUUCGACAAGUUUUUUAAAUACAAUUCCAGCGGGAAAUGCUUUUCGCAAGUUCACACGAAGCAUCUGACGGUGACCAUAGAUGCCUUCACGAUACACAACAGCCUCUGGCAGGGUAAAAAGGUGAACUUGCCGAACAAGAAGGACAUACCGCUCGUCAUAUAGUUUUACAUAAGUGGUCACACACUUAACAUUACGCUACUGUGCCCUCUGUUGUUCAUAGUUACUAUUUUAAUACAGGCCCAUAUUAAAUUAAUGCGAAUACGUUGCGUUUCUUAGUCAAUUUUAUAAGGACAAUUGAUCGGUGCUGACCCCAUAGAGAAAUAAUCACAGGUCGCGGCUCGAUUCGCACGCCGCUUCUGAAGGGGUGGAAAAGACCGGGGGAUGAGCGUGGCCAUCGAAGAGAGAAAGAGAGAGAGAGAGGGAGAGAAUGUGUUUUGUUUUACUUUUUCUUAUCCGUUUUUUUUUCUUUUUUCGUUGAGCGUCAGCAUCAAUCACUGUGUCAUAAGAUUACCAGUAUCUACUUAUAAGAAUGGUUUGUUGUCAAUACACCCCCUCUAAGAUCCCUUAAUUUUUGCGGACUAACUCUCGUCAUGUAACCGCCUUGUAAUCGUGUAAACCGCUGUGUUGCGACUGCGUGGGCGUACGACUCUCACGGAUGUAUUUAUGCGAAAGUUGACUCCUUUUUUUUUCUAAAUUUAUUUUUCGCGAAAACAAAGCGAGAGAGUAAAGGAGGAUGGCAACGGUGCAGCUUGUGUUCUCGUGCGUGCUUGCACAAUUUGCGAUUCGCACAGGUCUCUUUCCAUCCUUCGCUUAGGCUAGAUAUUCUAAAUUAUUCAACGAUUAUCAUAUUUAGUGCGUUUGAAACUUUUUAAAGAUUAUAUUAUGGUAUGAUGAUAACGCGCGAACAUGUGAGGGAUCAUUAAUUUUUUUAGAUCUCGUACGCAAAUUACUGACUUCGAACUCGUUUUUAUUUUCUUGUACAGUAGCAUGCAACCUCGCAAAAGAUGUCCUUUCUUUUUUUUUAUAUUUCUUUUUUUUUAAUCAGAAAAAUUUUUUUUACAUAUACUUGUUCGUUACAUUUUACCGAUUUGGAUACGCGUCGGCGGGAGUGUUCGCGACGCGGCUCAAACGGAGUUGAAUUAAUGAUUUCUCAUACUGCGUACGUUUCUCGCGGCUGUUGACGAUUGUAACGCGUAGCGCGAUUCUUGCAGUGUCCCUCCCCUCACCUCCGCGGGGAAAGAAACCUUUGCCAACGGGGUGGCGACGGAUAGCUCAUCGUUGUAAAUAAAUCAGUUCGUUGCGUGAUUAGCUUUGGAGCUAGGUGUAAGACCAGCCUUAAAUCCGGGCGUAUGAUGCACAUACGUUGAAUCCGUUUCUUUGCGAGUGACGAUCGUUCGAGCUGCGACAUUAUGCGUUUCAAAUUUGUAUUGUAAAAAGAAACAAAACCGCGUGCGAAAUAUGCGCAAUUAGUUUACGCAGAAGCGGCUGUUUUUAACGCGCGAGCGAUGUGUUUCGUCAACGGAUUAGGUAGUUAUCAUUGUGUACAGAGAGUGGGAUAUUUGCGUGAUGUUAUCGUUGCCUCGCGGACAAAGUCGAAGGACCCGUCGGAAAGGGGAGGCUCGCGGUGCUAUAUGCGUAUCUCCUCCCGAACGCGCUUCAAUUUUUAUCGUUUUGAGAGGAAGGUGGAAGAUGGGCGUCGCGCGUCUGAAUCGCGAAUUUUAUCGAUGGAAUUGCGCUUUUUUCCCCGACACGACUCUCGUAAGAAUUUUCCAGCCACGUUCCGCCUUCCUCGGCAGAAGCAAAGAGAAGGAAAACAGUAUGAAGCCUUAUGUUAUGAACGAUGUAAUUGGACUAAGUGCGUAAAGACAUUUAACGAAUUGACAGCUUGACUUUUCUUCAAUCGUGUCUCGUCACCGUACACAAUACGUUUCCCCCCCCCCCCCAACGAUUCUACCGCGACAUAUAUAUAUAUAUACCCUCCGCCGUCUCUCAGCGAAACUUUUCAGUCAGUCCGAGCGAACAGAGAACGCGGCGGUCCACGCGUGCACGCCGCGGACGCGCCGUAAUUUAUCGGAGGAACUGUUUAUAAUUUAUUGUGCCAUAAAUUCGAACGUUCGCUCUUCGCGUGGGACUGGCAUCGGCUUCCUAUCUCGCUGAACGGGCCUUUUCGGUCGGACACGUUUCUUUCAUUGUAAUUGUUCUAGAGGGAAGAGAAGAGAAGCUAGAGAGCUAGGUAGACUUUCAAGUAGACAUUUUAUACGACAAUAUCGGGGGUCUAUCGUGUUUGUACGAUUUUUUUUCCCUUCGGUCCUGGAUCCUCGUUCACGAUGUGGACGACGCCUCCAGGAUCGUUCUCCGAUUAUUUUGUACGAUGUAAGUCUUCGACUCGAUGCGAACGGUCGCGCCGAGUGUACAGAUAGACCCUCCAUAUUCCGCGACACGACGUAACGCAAACGUACACAGGAUUAUUAACGAUUACAAUUAACAAAUACAACGCGACAUAUCGAAAUCGAGGCUUCUCCGGCAAGCUGAAACUGCGGAGGAGUUAAUCUAUGUAUCUUUAAUUCGCGUGGGACGUCACGGUCACAGCUUGGCCUCACCGUCCCGCGUCUACGCCGUACGACCACGUGUAAUGAAAGGGAUUUGUGAGAUUAAACUGCGUCGAGAUGUAAUGACCGAGAGAAAGAGAGAGAGAGAGAUUCACUGUUCUAUAUCCCCGUCUGUUGUAAAUUUAUCCGAGUACGAUGAUGAUGCAAGAGAAAAAGAAGAGAGAGAGAGAGAGCGAUAAGGUAGAGAAUCUUAGAUUCAGAAACAGUCCGACCUGACAAUAUCGAACGUGAGAUACGCGCCAUAGA